This is a messenger RNA of Tarenaya hassleriana, 1208 nucleotides long. RefSeq names its product putative phosphatidylinositol N-acetylglucosaminyltransferase subunit C. Gene Ontology annotation, cellular component: membrane; glycosylphosphatidylinositol-N-acetylglucosaminyltransferase (GPI-GnT) complex. The record is from RefSeq and is a predicted model, not a curated record. Lineage: Eukaryota; Viridiplantae; Streptophyta; Magnoliopsida; Brassicales; Cleomaceae. The transcript is spliced from 2 exons. Gene Ontology annotation, biological process: GPI anchor biosynthetic process. The coding region runs from base 215 to 1132 and encodes 305 amino acids.
CCUCUCCUCGUGUCACUCCCACCUGUUUACAAUAACAUUUACCUUCGCCGUCUCCAAAUUUUCCCUCCGCCGCCGUCGCUAUCAAAUCUCGCCGUUCACUUCCGGUGACGGACGAAGAAACUUUAUCCGCCAUUACCAGGAAAAAGGAAGAAACUUUCUGUCUGCAACUCGGACUCUGCAGUAUAAUCUCAGGUUUUGAUCAAGAACCAGAAGAAUGGUAAUGGAUGCAAGCUUGCAUGCGAAUUCAUCUCCAAAGCCCAAAUGGAGGAAAGUAGCCUAUGGAGGGAUGCAACCAGGGUACGAUGACAAUUACACCGAUGAAUCAUUCCUCGAGGACAUGGUGAUGAAUGCCAACGUCGUGAGGAGGAACUUGCUGAAGGUGAUGAAAGACUCUGUCUCAAUUUCUCAGUACCUCUGCAUUGUUGCACUUGUGGUCUUGGUUUGGGUUCACACCCUUAGAUCAACCCUAGACGAGAAUUCUCUCUUAGCUCUUGAUCUUACCCUACUAGCAUCUGGCUUCUUGAUUCUACUCUUAACCGAAGAAAAGAUGCUGUCCCUGAAUCUCCUCUUUAGGUACAUCCUCAACAUCUCGUUCUUCAUCACCGGUCUAUACAUCUUAGCUCCGAUAUACCAAACUCUGACCCGAUCUAUAAGCUCGGACUCUAUAUGGGCAGUCACUGUUUCCCUCCUCGUACUCCACCUCUUCCUUCACGACUACUCCGGGUCAACAGUUAGAGCGCCCGGUGCCCUGAAAAACCCGAACUUGACGAGCUGCAUUUCACUGAAUGCUUCCAUCGUAGCUUCGGUCUUUGCUUCUUCUCGCCUCCCGUCUAGGCUCCAUGUCUUUGCAGUGAUGCUGUUCUCCUUGCAAGUCUUCCUCUUUGCCCCUCUUGUCACUUACUGUGUCAAGAAAUUCUCCCUCGGCUUGCACCUUCUCUUCUCUUUUGCCCUAAUGGGUGUGACCCUUUCCUCCAUCUACGCCCUUCACCGGCUACUCUUUGUUCUGUUUCUUGUUGUUUUGGUUAUUGUUAACGUUGUCUGCCCUUAUUGGCUUAUUAGGAUUCAAGAGUAUAAGUUUGAGAUCAAUGGUCCUUGGGAUGAAGCUAAGCUUUGUUUUGACAUCAGAGACUGAAAAAGUUUCAAGCUUUCUUUUUUUUUGAGUUGUAUAUAUACAUGUAUGUAUGUAUGUAUGUAUGUAUUUAUACAUA